GCGUUCACGGAGCCAGCCGUAGCCAUGGAUGGGAGGUAUAAACAAGGCUGGAAAUCAGUGUUCCUGCUCCGAAUUCAUUUUUGCUUCAUGUCAUUAAACUAAACCAUGAGCAGGGUGGCAAAAAGGAAGGAGCCUCGUCUCCUUUGGCAGCGGAGCGAAAAAGUGACCGGAUUAUUCCAGCGCCACUGGUGGCGCUAGUGUUCUAUCUCUCAGUUUGCUUGACCGACCCUCAAUAUUCGACUGGAGUGGAUGCCGGCAGUUAGAUGGUUUGGUACCAAAACGAUUUGAUACAAAAAAUUUGUUGGAACUUGAUAAUCCCACGCGGUCAUCACGAUGAUUAACAGAGAACAGAGAAAACUAGAAGGAAUGAAACUCUGCGCUUUAUUUUCAGCAAAGAAAGUUUUGAACAUGCUAGAAAAAAGAUAAAAAAGGCUGAGGGCGCUAGUGAUGUGGAGAAGGUCUACUUCUCCACUACAGAUUCGGAGCAGUGUGGCAGGGGAAAGAGGAAAAGGUGGGCCAGAACUCACGACUCGUCCUCUGAAUCGGAUGAUGAGUUGCUCACCAAAAGACCCUCCUCAAACAUUGUAAAUAUGUUGCCCGAGGCACCGGUGCAACCAGGUGCACCGGUACAUCUGCCACGGACUUCAAGCCAAAGUUCGCCACUUGUUAUGACUCCUGCAACGCCAACUACAAGCCAGAAUGCGCUUCAUCAGUCGCCUGCUAUGCAGAUCUCCAGCAGUGAACAAAAUCUUUUCCAGAAGCUGCUGAGGAGUUUCCAUCUGCUAAGGAUGGAAGUAAAAGAGAUUAAAGCGACAUUGGACUUGCUCGUUGAGCAGUCAAACAACAGUAGGAAUCAAUCUUCUGUAGCUGUGACAAACAUAGAUGUUAAACUUCCUCUGGAAGAUUUUGAAGGUGUUCAAAAUCUAGAGAGGUUGCUAGAAGAAGAGCGCAACAAAAACUACUUGCUUAACAAGUGCAAGAAUUUUGGGGGCAGUUGCUUCCAGGAUCAUACCAGGAGGAUUCUGAAACAUUUAUUCACAGAUGAAACUGCAGAACUGUUUUCGUGGACUGGCAGCAAAGGAGGAAAAAGAAAAUUUAUGAGUCUGAAAAUCGCUGACCUUGUUAUUGAAGCUGUUCUUAAAGAAAGUGGCCAAACUACAAGAGCAGAUGUGGAAAAUGUUAUGAAAAAUUGGCUACGCCAUGCAAAGGAUCGUGCCGACUACAGAAAGUUCGGACAGUACAAAAAAAAAAACUCCCCCCAAUGCAAGAUGCCCCUCCCUCUUGUUAAUUUACUCCCCCCAAUGCAAGAUGGCCCUCCCUCUUGUUGUUUUAGAUUGAAACUGUACUAUUGGAUACCUUUAGGAUCUAUUUUGGAUGACAGUUGUCCGAAAGACGUCCUAAGGCUAGUUUUCGGACCAAGAUGUGUUUCCGUGCAUCCUAGAAUUGUCUUAAUAUUAUCCAACAAGUGUCAGAUGCAGGGUGUCUUGUGGAUGACAUCAGGAGUGUACUUUUUGACAAAGACAAGUGUAGGAGCAUUAUUGGACUGCCAGCGGAUGUCAGAUUAUCCUGAAGAUAAUAUCCGCAGGAGUCCCUAA
Uloborus diversus is the source of this 1595-nucleotide messenger RNA. RefSeq lists its product as uncharacterized. The coding region runs from base 591 to 1595 and encodes 334 amino acids. The record is from RefSeq and is a predicted model, not a curated record. NCBI's taxonomy places the organism in Eukaryota, Metazoa, Arthropoda, Arachnida, Araneae, Uloboridae. The transcript has 9 exons.